AUUGAGGCUCCAGUUCCAUUAUAACGAUUCCUUGUCCACUAACUUGACUGAAUAAUAAACGACAGAGAUCGCAUCACCGUCUCAUUUUCUUCUUGAUUUCAUCUGUCAUGAGCGGAAGCAGUGUUCUGGAGCCCCAAACUCCACUUCUGGAGACUGAAAAUGAAGCAGUCCAUGGUUAUGUUGACUACAAGGGCAGCCCAAGUGGAUGGAGAUCAGCAUCUUUCAUGCUAGCUGGAGGAUCCCUGGAGAGAUUUGCAUAUUAUGGAGUAGAAUCCAACCUCAUUAGCUAUCUCACCGGACCAAUUGGAGAAUCCGUGGCAACAGCGGCUGCAAAUGUCAAUACAUGGAUUGGUGUUGUGUCGCUUGUGCCAGUUUUAGGAGCAUAUUUGGCUGAUUCUUUCCUCGGCCGCCAUAGAUCAAUCAUCUUUACUUCCCUUCUCUACAUCUUGGGACUCGGUCUUUUGAGCCUGUCUGCAAUAAUUAUUCCAACAUCUGCCAGUAGCUCAACCUAUCAGGGCAUGAACAAGAAAUCAGACCCGGAUACUGGAAACCAAGUUUUGUUUUUUGUAUCACUUUACUUGAUUGCAUUGGCUCAAGGAUAUAAACCAUGUGUUCAAGCUUUUGGAGCUGAUCAAUUCAUUGAAAAAGAUCAGGAAAAGGGCAAAGCCAAGAGCUCGUUUUUCAAUUGGUGGAUUUGUGGCAUAUGUAUUGGUUCUAUAGCAGCACAUUUGAUCUUGCACUAUAUUCAGGAUAACAUAAAUUGGGCAAUUGGUUUUGGGAUUCCAUGUCUUGCUAUGGUUCUUGGGCUGAUUCUGUUUCUACUUGGAAAUAGAACUUACUUUUUUGCUGUUAAAAGAGGUUAUGAAGAGAGCCAUCAUGGGAGGAUAAAUUGGGGCAGAGAAGAAGUGGAUGAUGCCUUGCACAAUGGACCGCUAGCAUCAAGCGGUCAAGGACAGUGCAAAGAAUAUUUGUUGUUGAAAACUCCACAAAGAUCUCAAGGCUACAGGCUUCUGAAGGAUAUAUUGCCUGCAGCAGAUGAUUAUUCAACUGAUAACAUUGCACACUCUAGCAAAAGGAAAGAGCAAAAGAAUGUUAUAACGCUGCUACCUGUAUGGAUCACUUGUUUAACAUAUACAAUUGCAUACGCUCAAGCCUCGACAAUAUUUCUCAAGCAAGCAACAACCUUGGACAGAUCAAUACGGACAAAUUUUAAUAUUCCAGCUGCCACACUUAAGACUUUCAUCCCCCUCACCGUAAUGUUCUGCAUUCCAAUAUAUGACAAAAUUUUCGUCCCAGUUGCCAGAGCGAUUACAAAAUACCCCACUGGUAUAACAAUGCUGCAAAGAAUAGGAGCUGGGAUGGGCAUAUCAGUUAUUACAAUGGUUGUUGCAGCUCUAGUCGAAAUGAAAAGACACAAAACUGCUGAAGAUUAUGGUUUAGUAGAUAUUCCCAAUGCAACACUUCCUAUGAGCUUCUGGUGGUUGGUUCCUCAAUACAUACUCUUCGGAUUUGCAGAUGUGUUCAUUCAGGUAGGGAUGCAGGAGUUUUUCUAUGAUCAGGUUCCUAUUGAAUUAAGAAGUGUAGGCCUAUCAUUUCACUUUGGCGCCUUGGGAAUAGGGAACUUCUUGAGUAGUUUUCUGGUCUCAAUGAUUGACAAAGCUACAAGUCAAUGGGGUAGAGUGAGUUGGUUCUCAGACAACUUAAAUCAUGCACAUAUUGAUUACUUCUAUUGGCUACUUGCUGGAAUAGGUGCUGUGGGUUUAAUCAUUUUUGUCUAUAUAUCAAGAUUUUACAGCUAUGUGGGGCAAAAUGAUGACAGCAAAAAUGAAGCAGACCAUGGUGAUGUUGAUGACAAUGGCAGCCCAGGCGGAUGGAGAUCAGCAUCUUUCAUGCUAGUUGGAGGGUCUCUGGAGAGGUUUGUGUAUAUUGGAUUAGAAUGCAAUCUCAUAAGCUAUCUUACCGGGCCAAUUGGAGAAUCAUUGGCAACAGCUGCUGCAAAUGUCAAUACAUGGACCGGUGUAGCAUCACUUGUGCCAGUUUUAGGAGCAUACUUGGCUGAUUCUUUCGUUGGCCGCUACCGAUCAAUCAUAGUUUCUUCCAUUCUCUACAUCUUGGGACUCGGUUUUUUGAGCCUGUCUGCGACAAUUAUUCCUACACUUAUUAAUAGCCCAAGGUACCAAGACAUGACCAAAAAAUCAGGCCCGAAUACAGGAAUCAAAGUUUUCUUUUUUGUUUCACUUUAUUUGGUUGCUUUGGCUCAAGGAUACAAACCUUGCAUUCAAGCUUUUGGAGCUGAUCAAUUUGAGGGAAGAUAUCCAGGACAGAGCAGAGCCAAGAGCUCAUUUUUCUAUUGGUGGCUCUGUUGCCUAUGCAUGGGUUCUACAACAUCACACUUGAUCUUGCACUACAUCCAAGACAACAUAAAUUGGACAAUUGGUUUUGGAAUUCCUUGUCUUGCUAUGAUUCUUGGGCUUAUUGUGUUUCUACACGGAAGAAGAACUUACAUCUUUCCUGCUAAGAUAGGUGAUAAAGAAAAUAACAGGUUACUCAAGGAUGCAUUGCCUGCAGCAGAUGAUUGUUCAAUAGAUAAUAGUGUAAUAUCCACCAAAGCAAAAGAGCCAAGGAACGUUCUCAGGCUGCUUCCUGUAUGGAUCACUUGUUUAACGUAUACGAUUGCCUAUGCUCAAUCCUCCACAUUGUUUCUCAAGCAAGCAACCACAUUGGACAAAUCAAUUGGUCCAAGUUUUGACAUUCCAGCUGCCACGCUCAAGACUUUCAUCCCCAUUACUAUAGUGUUGUGCAUUCCCAUCUAUGACCGAAUUUUCAUCCCAAUUGCAAAAAGGAUUACUGGAAAUCCCACCGGCAUAACAACGCUGCAAAGAAUAGGACCAGGGAUGGCCAUUUCAGUCAUCAACGUGGUUGUUGCAGCUCUAGUAGAAAUGAGAAGGCUCAAAACUGCUCAAGAUUGUGGUUUGGUAGAUAUUCCCAAUGCAACACUUCCUAUGAGCUUCUGCUGGUUGGUGCUUCAAUACAUAUUAUUUGGACUCACAGAUGUUUUCAAUCAGGUAGGAAUGCAAGAGUUUUUCUAUGAUCAGGUUCCUACUGAGUUAAGAAGCGUAGGCCUAUCAUUUUACUAUGGUGCCAUGGGCAUAGGGAAUUUCUUGAGCAGUUUUCUAGUCUCAAUCAUUGACAAAGCUACAAGUCAAGGGGAUAGAGAAAGUUGGUUCUUAGAUAACUUAAAUCAUGCACAUAUCGAUUACUUCUACUGGCUGCUUGCUGGAAUAGGUACUGUGGGUUUAAUCUUCUUUGCGUAUCUAUCAAAAUUAUACAAAUAUGUAGAGCAAAGAGAUGACCAGAACUGUUCUCAAGGGCGUUUAGCUGAUAGAUCCAUUGGUGACUUGUAGGAGUUCACUUGGAUAUGUAAAACAAAGAUUAUGCCCAAAGGAUAGACUGCUGCAUUGGGGAUUAUCUAGUAUUUGGUCUUAAAUGUGUCAUUUAAAGAGCUGCAGCAGAAUCCUCAGAUCUCUUAUUCUUCAACUGUCCAAUUUCUGCUAGCAGUCAGUGAGGGACGGAAAGCAAGCAACCACAUUGAUAUAAACUUGAGUUAAUCUUAUAUACACUGAUAGCGCAUACACUAUCACGGUUAGAUGCAUGAUAUAUAUGUAAAAUUUGAAUUUUAAAUUCAAAUUCAAAUUAUAUAUUAUUCAUCUAAUAGUGAAAGUGUAUACAUUGUUGAUGUAUAGAAGAUUAAUUCUAUAAACUUGGCAACAGUAUGUGGUGAAUUAAAGUUUGUAUGUACAGAAGUUUGUCUACAUGCAGAGGUUCAAUGGUGUAGUGAUCAGUCUUCAACAAAUACAUAUUUUAACCACAUCAAAAAGGUUGGCAUGAUUUGCAGCUAUGGAUGAGCUAUGGAGAUCAAGGAUUUUUUGUAUUUGCAGCACCGGACAUUGCUCUGCUUAGGCAAUUGUGAAUAGUCUUCCCAAAGCUACUUGAUAUAUAGCUGCCUCAUGGAAGAAUCUGAGAAGAAUGAAGGUGGAAAUGGAACCUAGCCACGUUUGGGGUUAUUUUAGAAUUGUAUAGCAACAUAAUGGAAUUUUGUGUGUAUUUUUGAGCUCUCGUAGGUCUCAAAUUUUACAGGCUCUAUUUCAUGAUUA
Coffea arabica (coffee) is the source of this 4154-nucleotide messenger RNA. RefSeq names its product protein NRT1/ PTR FAMILY 5.10-like. Gene Ontology annotation, molecular function: transmembrane transporter activity. Lineage: Eukaryota; Viridiplantae; Streptophyta; Magnoliopsida; Gentianales; Rubiaceae. Gene Ontology annotation, biological process: transmembrane transport. Gene Ontology annotation, cellular component: membrane. The record is from RefSeq and is a predicted model, not a curated record.